This is a messenger RNA of Cornus florida, 1881 nucleotides long. RefSeq names its product probable sodium/metabolite cotransporter BASS3, chloroplastic. Gene Ontology annotation, cellular component: membrane. The coding region runs from base 206 to 1522 and encodes 438 amino acids. The record is from RefSeq and is a predicted model, not a curated record. NCBI's taxonomy places the organism in Eukaryota, Viridiplantae, Streptophyta, Magnoliopsida, Cornales, Cornaceae. The transcript is spliced from 5 exons.
UCUCGCUCCCUCUCCAUCUCUCAUUAAUAUUAAAAAGAGAAAAACAAAUAUUAUUUUAUCGCUUAAUCUCCACUCUUGUCCUCUGCUUCUUCUCUCGCCGGAAAACCAACACUUGCCGGCGAAAGAGCUCGAAUCACCGGAACCCUAGCUUCUCCGCCCACUUCUCUCACCCAUACCCUACGACCCAAUCACUUUCUCUCUCUACAUGGCCUCAAUUCCAUCCGUUUUCUACACUCCAUCAAUCAAACCACACCACAACACUUCUAUACCAAAAUUUGUAUUCAUCAAUCCCACUACAAAUUCAAAUUCAAGUUCAAAUUCGAACUUCAACUCCAAUUUUCUCUCUAUCAUCCUCAACAGAAAGCCUCGUUUUCUCCCCAAGCUCUCGAGGUCCUCCAAUGGCGGCUCGUUAUCGGCAUUCGCGUGCACCACUUCGUCUCCGUUCAUCGGAAAAAUCGGAUUUCAGAGAAGAGAAGGUAACUCGACGUUGCUGUCCUUUGGUACAAACCCUAAUACUGUAUCGGAAGUAGCAGCGAGACCCGAUUCGUCGCAAAUUCUUUCGGCAAUGCUUCCCUUCGUCGUCGCUCUCACUGCCGUUGCUGCUCUUUCGCAGCCUACGACAUUCACUUGGGUAUCAAAAGAAAUGUAUGCCCCUGCUCUUGGAGGGAUCAUGCUAUCAAUUGGAAUUAAGCUCUCUAUUGAUGAUUUUGCUCUGGCGUUUAAAAGGCCUUUGCCACUAUCUCUUGGGUUUAUCGCCCAGUACAUGCUGAAACCGGUACUUGGGGUGUUGGUGGCACGGGCAUUUGGUAUGUCUCCGAUGUUCUAUGCUGGCUUCGUUCUCAUGUCUUGUGUUGCAGGGGCUCAGCUAUCAAGCUAUGCCAGCUUCUUGAGCAAAGGGGAUGUGGCCUUGAGCAUCCUCUUGACGAGCUCAACCACCAUUGCAUCGGUUCUUGUUACUCCUCUUUUAACAGGCCUUCUUAUUGGGUCUGUCGUUCCAGUUGAUGCAGUUGCUAUGUCCAAGUCAAUUUUGCAGGUUGUUCUUGUUCCAGUCACUCUUGGCCUUGUGCUCAAUACUUAUGCAAAACCUGUUGUGAAUGUUCUUCAACCUGUGAUGCCGUUUGUCGCGAUGGUUUGUACCUCACUAUGCAUAGGCAGCCCUCUUGCAAUUAAUCGCAGUCAAAUUCUUUCUGUGGAAGGUCUGCGAUUGGUUUCUCCCGUGUUGACAUUUCAUGCAGUGGCAUUUACCUUGGGAUACUGGAUCUCCAAACUUCCAAUUUUGGGGCUAGAAGAAGAAGUUUGCAGGACAAUUUCUUUAUGCACAGGAAUGCAAAGUUCAACUCUGGCAGGGCUUCUUGCGACACAAUUCCUUGGGAGCAGUCAAGCGGUUACCCCAGCCUGCUCAGUAGUUGCCAUGGCCAUCAUGGGCCUUUGUCUGGCGUCUUUCUGGGGCAGUGGUGCUCGAAUCAGAGACCUACCAUCUCUUCUCAUCCCACAAACCGGUUCUACUGUGAAGGCUUCAUAAAGCAACAUUUGGGGGUAAAUCUUGGAGGACACUGACCAAACCAAUUCAAUACAUAACAGAGUAAUAGAACGAGCAAUCAACGCAUACAGACACGAUGUUCGGUCUGCAGAUUACAAACAAUGGGAAAGAUGGCGAUCAUGCAUCUAUCUUGAGCAGGUCCGGUAAUGAGUCGUACACGCAGAGGGUGAGGAAGAGCCAAGGACGUAAAGCGGGAAAAGAUGGUUGUAUGGUUACAAUUUACAAAUACUUACAAUAGUUCAUUUGUAUCAUCUGCAACUAAUAGUUGUUUAUGUAUCAAGAGUUCUUUUGUAUAUUCUGCAACUAUACCUGUCUAUAUAAUAUAUAGCACUUUUGAGGUA